Argentina anserina (silverweed cinquefoil) is the source of this 3433-nucleotide messenger RNA. Its product is annotated as phosphatidylinositol 4-phosphate 5-kinase 1-like. Gene Ontology annotation, molecular function: ATP binding; 1-phosphatidylinositol-4-phosphate 5-kinase activity. The transcript is spliced from 8 exons. The coding region runs from base 254 to 2551 and encodes 765 amino acids. Lineage: Eukaryota; Viridiplantae; Streptophyta; Magnoliopsida; Rosales; Rosaceae. The record is from RefSeq and is a predicted model, not a curated record. Gene Ontology annotation, cellular component: plasma membrane. Gene Ontology annotation, biological process: phosphatidylinositol phosphate biosynthetic process.
AGCACUAAAGAGAAAGAAAGAAGGCAAACAGCUACAGCAAGCCAGGCCAGAGAGAGCAACCAAUUUUAAUUUCCGUUUCACUCCUCUUUUCCUUUCCAUUCUCAAAUGCUCGCCGGGUUCACUUCCCCGGCGAACUACUUCCUCCCCAGACCGGCCUGAAUGCCGUUAUUCUUUCAUUGAGUGUUGUCAUAUUUGAGUUUGUUGUUGGGAGUAGAUACAAGGGAGUGUCGGUGUGGCUAUAUGCGAGGUGAAAAUGCCUGAGGCGGCACUGCUAUGUGAGUCCUCUCCCAGCGACGUGGUGCUCUGCGCGAAGAAGAAAAGGUCAGGCGAAGACGACUCGCCGCCGCAGCUGGUGGUCGCGGCGCCCGCGCUGUCGAUAGGCCGGAACCGAUCUCAGGCCGGCACUCGCCGCGUCACUCCUACGACGACGGGGGAGUCGAGCACGGAGAGGUUUCUGCCGAACGGGGAUCUCUACAUCGGGAGCUUCGCCGGGUCGGCGCCGAACGGAUCCGGCAAGUAUCUGUGGACGGACGGCUGCAUGUACGAGGGGGAGUGGCGGAAGGGGAAGGCCUCCGGGAAGGGGAAGUUCUCGUGGCCGUCGGGCGCCACUUACGAGGGGGAGUUCAAGUCGGGUCGGAUGGAAGGGUUCGGGACGUUUGUCGGAUCCGACGGCGACACCUACCGCGGGUCGUGGUCGGCGGAUCGGAAGCACGGGAUGGGCCAGAAGCGCUACGCCAACGGCGACUUCUACGAGGGAUCGUGGAAGAGGAACCUCCAGGACGGCCAGGGGAGGUACGUGUGGCAGAACGGCAACGAGUACGUCGGCGAGUGGAAGUCCGGCGUCAUUUCGGGCCGGGGCGUGUUGAUUUGGGCCAAUGGAAACAAGUACGACGGCCAGUGGGAAAACGGCGUCCCCAAAGGUAACGGAAUAUUCACAUGGCCUGACGGCAGCUGCUACGUCGGGUGCUGGAACAAGGAUUUGAAGAUACAGCAACUCAACGGCACGUUUUAUCCGGCUAACGGCGGGAAGGAGCAGAGCUUUGAGAACAUUGGGCCGUUUGCGGCGGAGAAUCUGACGAUUACGAUGAGGAAGAGGUCGUCGGUGGACGGAGGUAGGGGGAGCUUGGCGGAGAGGACAUUCCCGAGGAUUUGUAUAUGGGAGAGUGAUGGUGAAGCUGGGGAUAUUACUUGUGAUAUUAUCGAUAAUGUGGAAGCUUCUAUGUUCUACCGGAACGGGACUGCUUUCGAUCGGGACUCGCUUAUGCAGUUCAAGAGGAGCCCCUGCUGCUUCUCCGGCGAGCCCAAGAAACCGGGGAUGCCGAUCUCCAAAGGGCAUAAGAAUUACGACUUGAUGCUCAACCUUCAGCUGGGUAUUAGGUACUCUAUAGGGAAGCAUGCUUCCAUUGUGAGGGAGCUGAAACCCAGUGAUUUUGACCCGAAGGAGAAAUUCUGGACGAGGUUUCCGCCGGAGGGAUCCAGCAAAACCCCGCCGCAUCAAUCUUUCGAGUUUAGGUGGAAGGACUACUGCCCUAUGGUUUUCAGGCGACUGCGGGAGCUUUUCCAGGUGGAUCCUGCGGACUACAUGUUGGCUAUUUGUGGGAAUGAUGCUCUUAGGGAGCUUUCUUCUCCAGGGAAGAGCGGCAGCUUCUUUUACCUGACUCAGGAUGAUAGAUUCAUGAUUAAGACAGUCAAAAAAUCAGAAGUCAAGGUGCUAAUAAGGAUGCUUCCAAGUUAUUAUAGACACAUGUCGCGGUAUGAAAAUUCUCUUGUGACUAAAUUCUACGGGGUGCAUUGUGUCAAACCUGUUGGCGGACAGAAGACAAGGUUUAUAGUGAUGGGCAAUUUGUUCUGCUCAGAGUAUAGAAUACAUAGACGAUUUGACCUGAAAGGAUCUUCCCAUGGUAGAACAACUGAUAAGCCCGAGGGGGAGAUUGAUGAAAUCACAACCCUGAAGGACCUUGAUCUCAAUUUCGUGUUUCGCCUGCAAGGAAAAUGGUACCAGGAGCUAAUGAGGCAAAUUGAUCUUGAUUGUGAAUUCUUGGAAGCGGAGAGAAUCAUGGAUUACAGUCUUCUGGUUGGUCUUCACUUCUAUGAUGGCAAUACAUAUGACAAGAUGGCGCUGUCACCUUUUCUCUUGCGCUCUGGCCAAAAGGAUUCUUUUCAGAAUGAGAAGUUUAUGCGCGGUUGUCGGUUCCUCGAAGCUGAGCUGCAAGACAUGGAUCGAGUUUUGUCCGGCAGGAAGCCACGGAUCUGUUUAGGGGCCAACAUGCCUGCAAGAGCAGAGCGGAUGGCUCGAAGGAGUGACUUCGAUCGGUACUACACCCCUGGUGGGUUCAGUCAUUUGACCCCUGCACGCAGUGGUGAAGUCUAUGAUGUAGUACUUUACUUCGGGGUAAUAGACAUUUUACAAGACUACGAUAUCAGCAAGAAGUUAGAGCAUGCUUAUAAAUCCUUGCAAGUUGACCCAAUUUCAAUAUCAGCUGUGGAUCCUAAGCUUUACUCCAAGAGGUUUCGGGAUUUCAUUGGAAGAAUUUUCGUUGAAGACAGGUAGUCACAAAAUGGCACAUAGCAAGUGGAAACGAGCGCUGAUGCAUUAACAAUAUUUUUAUUCCAGAAGAAAGCUCAAGAGCAGCUCAGAGAGUGACCUGAGUCGGGGUUCAGAGACUGAACCAAUGCAACUGUGGUGAAACCUCAAAGCUCGGUGGUGGUGGUGGUGGUUUGUCGUCGGGGAUCCCUAUGGCUGAAUUUUGAAGACACAGCCAAGGUGUUUUGGCUCUGGCAGGGGGUGGGUGCUUGUACAUUCUUCGAGGUUAGAGAGGAAAGGUUUAAGGUUAUAGGGGUUCUGGGUUUUCUUUCUUUUAAUUUAUUUCUUCCUUUAGGUGAAAUUUUUGUGGUAUCAAGGAAUGUGAAGAUUUGAAAGAUAGGUAUAGGGAACAGAUGAAUAUGUUUCCCAGAGAGAAGAUUCAAAAAAGAAAAAAAGAAUGGGGGAGGAGACUUGGAAUAACAAAAAGUGUACAGGUUUAUAGAAAAUGGUUGGGUAGCUUAUGGAAUUCAAUGGAUUUUUAUGUGAUAUUUUGAACAAGAAAAGGGAAAGGAAAUGUUUGAAUCAGCAGGGAGAGUGACCCUACAGGAAUCUCUCUCUCUCUCUCUGUUAGACUCUCUUUGCUCCUUUAAUCAGAUGUUUUGAUAUAAAAUGGUGUUUGCAAUGGUCAGUGCUUUGCCUUUUGCAGCGAAAGGGCGAAGAGAGAAGAUAGAAGUAGGUUUUUGUUUUGUUCAAGUCCUUAUAGACCCCAAGAGAAGAUGCAUCAAAAGCAGAGAAAGCAAGAGAAAGAUGCGCUGGUGUUUCUUGUUUUUGCCUACUUUGUUUACUGGCUUUGCUUCCUUUCCAUCUACCACUGUUUUCCCUCUGAAUGAAAGAAAGAAAUUUCUGAAU